AUGAUUAUUUCUGAUGACACUACCGAAGCAGACGAAGCAGAAGAAGAGAAAUCAAGUAGUGAUAAUAAUGAGAAUAGCAUUGAUACAAAGUACAGUCAUAAAUACGAGAUAACAAAUCAUAAUGAAGGCAUUAACUUACAUAAUGUUGACGAAAUUGAAGAAGGCACAUUAUCUUACACAGAUAAUGAUAUUGAAACUGAAAUUCCAAAGAAAGGCAAUUCAAAUAAAGACAGAGAAUUUCCAUGGGACUGUUUCAUGAGCGAUACACUGUUAGCAUUUCUAUUUCUCGGUCUAUUAAGUGUAAACCACCAAUUAAAACUACUAAAACUACUCCCGUAA
Molecule: messenger RNA, 339 nt
Organism: Debaryomyces hansenii CBS767
Lineage: Eukaryota; Fungi; Ascomycota; Pichiomycetes; Serinales; Debaryomycetaceae
Product: DEHA2B14586p
Exons: 2
Coding region: 1-339 (112 amino acids)
Source: RefSeq, a predicted model, not a curated record